This is a messenger RNA of Alternaria rosae, 1948 nucleotides long. RefSeq lists its product as uncharacterized. Gene Ontology annotation, biological process: signal transduction; phosphatidylinositol phosphate biosynthetic process; inositol metabolic process. The coding region runs from base 409 to 1743 and encodes 444 amino acids. The transcript has a single exon. The record is from RefSeq and is a predicted model, not a curated record. Gene Ontology annotation, molecular function: inositol monophosphate 1-phosphatase activity. NCBI's taxonomy places the organism in Eukaryota, Fungi, Ascomycota, Dothideomycetes, Pleosporales, Pleosporaceae.
UAGUACUGACUCCGUCUCGUCAAAUAUAGUGCAAGAAACUCACAAAGGUAUUGUGCCUCCAUUCUAAUGCAGUUGUGACUGCAUGAAAGUCUCAUCUGGGCUCUGAGGAGCAGCGGAACAGAACGGUUGACGCAGACCUCGGAUGUGCUCAUGAUCGACUCUCAGCUUGAGACCUAGUGUAACAUUCGACUCCUCUCACCUCGGACACAACCGGAGAUAUAAUUGAGGGCAUAUAGCUUUUGCCUUCCUCUUAUCAGCAGUCCUUGAUGAUGAAGCUUUUGCCUCCAGUUGCCUACCGCGAUGACUUGCCUAAGGUGUCUAGAUAAGAAGAGUUCGCAUUUGGCCCCAGCUUACGACGUGUAGUAACGGGUUACCAGGAGCUUCCCUAUUUUUCGACAAAACGAUACCAUGCCACCUGUGAGGCCGCCUCACCUGGCAACAAUCUCGAAUAAUUCCAAGCUGUGGACUGCUUUCACAUCGAGUUACCGGGGCCUCGAAUUGUGUAAUUACACACAACAUCUAGAAGCACACUUACUACACAGUGCAAAAGUCUAUUCAGUAGCCCUACGAAAUUGCGCCCACGCGGGAAAGCCCAUAAAACAAAGGCUCUCAAUCUCUUCCAGGCCCCGCGGCAACCUCCAGUCUCACUCCAACUCAUUACCCGCAAACCACUCAAGUCGUCCCUUUAGUAGUCUCAGCAAAUCUACCAAAAUGGCAUCUCAACAAACAGACUCAGAGUCGUCCAGCCCCGCAUUUUCCAUUGAGUCAACAACACCAGUUGCACCGGACAGUUCUGCGUCAGACUCAUCAGCUACCUUCGACUUCGAUGCCGUCCUAGCCAAGCACAACGUUACCAAGAAGCGUCUCAACGAAGUCCACAAUGUACUCAUUGACAUUGCCACGGAUGCAGGAAAGAUCAUGGUUGCAGCCGAGGACUGCAUCAUCACGACCGUCCAUAAAAAGAACACAUCCGACGUAGUCACCAGAUUCGACAAGCAAAUCGAAGCUAUGGCAGAGGAACGCCUUGCCCAAUCCUUCCCCGAAUACACUUUCCUCGGCGAAGAGACGUUCAAGCACGGCACGAAGCUCGCAGACACGCCGACAUUCAUUGUGGAUCCAAUCGACGGCACGCUGAACUUCUCACUUGGUGUACCCAACUGUGCCAUCUCACUGGCCCUAACGCUCGACAAGAAACCUGUCGUUGGCGUCGUGUUCAAUCCUUUCCGCGGAGACAUGUACCACGCGAUCAAGGGUCAAGGCGCCUACCUGACCAAGACCUUCACCAACCACAAGAUCAAGCUACCCGUCCAGCCCAUACCUAAAUCGAUGCCAUCGCUCAACUCCUGUCUCAUAGCCGUCGAAUGGGGCAAUCAACGCUCUGGUCCAAACUGGGCCCUGCGCACAUCAAUCCACAACGCUCUCCUCACCUCCAAAGAUGAGGGCGGCGCAAUGUGCAAGUCUGUACGCUCAAACGGGUCCGCGGCACUAGAUUUCUGCUACGUGGCUCACGGUAUGCUCGACGCAUUCUGGGAAGGUGGUGUGUAUUCCUGGGACGUUGCUGCUGGUUGGUGUAUUCUGGAAGAGGCUGGUGGGGUUGUUGUGAGCGCUAAUCCUGGGGACUGGGAUCCGGAGCUAGAGGGUCGUCUUUACUUUGCCGUGCGCAAUGCGAAGCGCGAGGAUCAGCGUGCUGUUAUUCAGGAGCUUUGGGGGAUGAUGGGGGAUAGGAAGUUUGUGUUUCCCUGAGUGCGGUUCUUGGGUGCUUUCACGGCAUGGGGAUGGUAUAGAGGAUUUACAUGCAGUACACGGCUAGGAUCUGGGUUGUUCGGUCAGGCAGUUUGUCCUGCAAUAAACUCAUACAUGAUGAUAUACAAGUAUAUGAGAAUCCCUUCGAUAUGCUUUCGCUGCCUUGACCAAAAGCAAGUGAGCACCAUUGUCGCUGCACGUUAUU